Molecule: messenger RNA, 3693 nt
Organism: Brienomyrus brachyistius
Lineage: Eukaryota; Metazoa; Chordata; Actinopteri; Osteoglossiformes; Mormyridae
Gene: nalf2
Product: NALCN channel auxiliary factor 2
Exons: 3
Coding region: 427-1614 (395 amino acids)
Biological process (GO): calcium ion import across plasma membrane
Cellular component (GO): plasma membrane
Molecular function (GO): stretch-activated, monoatomic cation-selective, calcium channel activity
Source: RefSeq, a predicted model, not a curated record
UGCGAAGCCGAAGAUGGCGACAGACUGAGAGGGGAUGGGGAAUGGGGAAAGCUGAACGGGGAGAAGCAAAUGCCGCUUUUCCCACCAGAAAAGAAAAGAAAAUGAGAAAAAUGUUAGUCAGGCAUGACGGCAUUUAGGUAAAAUCGCUAUUUUGUUAUGCGUUUGUAUUCCGCUUCUAGGUAUGAGAGGGUGCCUUUAGAAUUUCGCAACACGCUAAAAUGAUGGGUAUAGAGGUACGAUUACGUUGUUCUUUCCAUUGCGAUGGAUCUUUUGCUGAUCAUUAGAGGCUCUUGUUGAAGUUUGACUUUGACUUGGAAAAAAAAUCAGCCUGACAUAAUGUUGCACAUAAGGUAGGUGACAUUGUUUGUAUGAAAAAUUGGAGAGGAGGAAAAACAACUGGAAAACAUCUUUGUGUACCCCUAAAAUAUGAUCAGGGGUGCUUGGAUGUAUCGAAGGGAAGAUGAUGCCGUGUUGAAAAUCUGUUGUAUCCCCAAACAAAACGACAAACCUUGCGCCGAUUCCGAGAGGGCACAGAAAUGGCGAAUGUCUUUAGCAUCCUUAUUAUUUUUCACCGUCCUUCUCUCCGAUCACCUAUGGCUGUGUGCUGGAGUUAAGCUUAGGUCCAAGGAUAAGAACAGCCGCAAAAACUGGAACAACGCAACUGAUGGGGACCAUGCAGUGCAGAAAGAGGGAAACUGUGGUGUUCUCCUAAGCAGUUUGACCAAAUCCGCUGCUCCAAGUCCACAUUGCACUGACGCGCAAAACCACCAACAUCUGGAGUCAGCCUGCACCACGUUGCACUGGAAAAAAACGGGCGCCGGAUCAUCAUUUACAACUCCCAACAGAUCGUCAUUAUCACCCCAGUUACUAUUGACUUACUUUAGGAAUUUUAGUCUUUCUUUUUGUGGUUCAUAUACAAUUUCAGACCUGCUGGUGGGGAUGGCAAAUCCAGACGGUUUGAAUUGCAGUCUUCAGAACAUGAUUUGGGAUUUGGGUAGUGGAGGUGUGGAUGAGGAAGGUACUUGCAGCAGCUGUAUCCAGGCGUACAUGAGGCUGGACCACCACGCUCAGGAAAAAUAUGAGGAGUUUGAUUUCCUCUUCCUCAAAUAUUUAUCAGAGGAUUAUUCAGUCAGAUCACGUACAGAAGACUGUAAGAUGGCCUACAAAGCCUGGUUAUGUUCAGAAUAUUUCAGUGCCACCCAGAGCCAGUGCUACCACAGGAUUCCCUGCCAGCAAUAUUGCCUGGAGGUCCAAGCCAGCUGCCCCUUUGUGCUGCCUGACAAUGGGCAUCUGGUUUAUGGGGGAUUAUCCAGUUUCAUCUGUACAGGGCUACUAGCAAAGCAGGUAGGCAGCGUAGGGCCGGAGUGCUGCGACGUGCGGUGGAGCGACUACCGCUCGGCGAUGCAGGCGGCCUGCGGCGGCUCCUUGGCACCCAGACGCACCUCUCAGCCAGCAUCAGCAGCUGCGCGGCUCCACGGCAACCGCGUCAGGCUGUGCGUGCUGGUGCUCAUCCUGCUGCACACCGUCGUCACCUUUUCUACCGUCACCAACCACAGUGGCGUCAGCUUGGAGGCCUUGGCUUCCAUGGAGGACAACUCAGCCCGAGAGGAGUGACUGUCACCUAGUGCCAUUUAAGAAAAGUCAGUGUCUGUCAAUGGUGCGGCACAAAUUAAGGGCCUGAGGGAUGUGGCAGCUGCUUGGCAGGGAGGCAGGGGGUGGAAGAUUCCCCAGUGUUCUCCAAAAAAAUUAAGGAAUGGUUGGUGUUCAGGAUGUUUGAGUACAAGUGGCCUUAGUUCAAUCCUUCAGAAAACUAGAGAGGUUAUACUGAAAUAAAAAUCUCCUGAAAAAAUGUUUGAGAUGUUACUGAUAAUUUACUGUCAACUUCCCCAGCUUAAAUCAUUUUUGUUAUACCAUCUUAUUACCAGUAAAGAUCUCCAGUAAACACACAGUAUUGUUUUUUUUUUUUUUUUGAGUACAGGGUACAGGAAACCAUGGAUGGGAUACCAGCCCCUCAAAGGGCAUGCAGAGGGGUAUCAGAGGGAAGUCCAUAUGCAGAAGCCUGUGGGUGUGAGGCCACAGUACUGCACUCCGAACCUACUCUCCUGCCGCGAAACACUUUAGCUGUUCAAAUAUGCAUUCAAAGUCUCCCUCUUGAAUUAAAAUUAAGUGAUUAAUUGAUGCCGCAGCGCACAACAACAAAAUGUGUUCUCUGCAUUUAACCCAUAUGUGACAUAACAGUGGGCAGCUAAUUCUGCACCUGGGGAGCAGUGCUUGGGGGGGGGGUGGUACCUUGCUCUGGGCACCUUAGUGGUGCCUUGCUGGUUGGGGAUUUGAACCUGCAAUCAAUAACCUUUCAAUCACGAGUGUGCUUCCCUAACUGUUAAGCCACCACUGCCCACAAAGAGGCAUCCAGGCAAACCCCUAGAAUUCCCUGACCGGGAAUUGAACCCGGGCCGUGGUGGUAAGAGCGCCAAAUCCUGACCACUAGACCACCAGGGAUCCCCCUGACUGCAUGUCACAAUGUUUUUCAUAAUUAAUUGAAUUUCUAAUAAGAAAACUAGAUAGGAACAAACAUGCCAACAAACCUAAAAAGGAUAUAUGUUAGAAAAGAACAUUCUUUAAUUAAUAAAAUUACUUAUCUUUUGGCUUAUGGCACUCAAAAUGAUGUAUUUCACCAAAACUGGUGUUCUGUUCUGCCAAUAUGUGAUAUAGAGGAUCUCUUUUAGCAUUUUCCCAUAUUAAGAAGGAUUUGCAAGGCCUAACCUAUCAUUGAAGGAGAAGGAUUUGCAAACCCUCACCGGUAGUUUGUAAUUAAUCAGUCCUUAAUUUUAAAACAGGCUAAUUUCUUGGGCUUAUUAUGUAAUAUUAAAUGUUUGAUUUAUGCACUCACUGUUCAAGUAAAAAUCAUAUUAUUGUGAUAUGUAAUAUAAAUGAAAAAGAAAAAUGCCAAUAUUUUCAACAUGACAGGCGCCUUUUUGCAACGAUAUACUGAGACGUUUAUACAUUAUAAUAAAUUAAUGUGUUGAUGCAUAUAAUUCAUGCUGAGUUAUAGAAGGGUUUUGUAAGACCAAAAAGGCCACUUCUACUCUUUUUUUCCCUAAACGCCAUAAAUGGAUGUUUUCCCCCUAAUGGAAUAGUGGACCCUCUUUAUUAUUAUUCACCUAUUGUGGUGAAAGCAUGAUGCUGACCUAAGACAUCGUCCGCUAAGCCUGUAUUCUUUAGGGGAACACACCUUAUGCCGUUUUAUACACUGUGCUUUAGGGUGUAGGACUUUUGCACUAGUUCUAAGAAUGUUUAUUUUCUCAAAUGGUUUGAAAACUGCUAUUUCAUUCAGUUUUAUGUGUUCCGAGUCUUUGUAUCUGUGUCUGUUUUCUGUUGUGUUUGAGCAGAACAGACUCUGCUCAAUGUUUAACCUCAAUAAAGAAAAACAAGGUUCCAUUCUAUACUUACAGCCUCCUGUUUUCUGAGAGGGAAAGGUUAAGAAAAUGAAUAUAGCAUUAUGUUCUACUAUUUAUACGUUUUAGUAUUUUACCUGUUUAUACAAAUAUUAAAGGGAAAUGCUCUGAAAGUAUUUUGAUUUAGAAAUAAAAGUAGAAUGAGAAUGAUUGAGCCCUAGUUCUGUUCUAUUCUCCUUGUUUGCCUUGUUGGACAUCCCACUCUACAUAUUUCCCUGUGGUAAACAUUUCCGGUGAU